CAGUCAGCUGUCGUCUUGCUGGCUGUGUAGUGCGAAUCCAAGAUCUUCGUAUGGUUGUCGAAACUCUCCUAGCUCUCAGCCUUCGUCUUUCUCUUUCUCAGUUGUAGUUAGUUUUAGUGCUGGCGCCGGAAUAGAAUAUUAACCUUCUUUACCGCGGCCACGAAAUCAGACAUGUCUGCCGCUAUGCAGCCCGAAGAUAGAGAAGAGGAGAAAGCCUGCGUCCUGUACGUCGGCAACUUAGACCGAAGAGCAAAUGAGGAGACUGUGAAGGAGAUAUUCAAUGUUGUUGGUACGAUCCGUAGAUGCAAUCUCAUAUCCGAGCACCAAGGAACUGAUCCUUAUUGUUUCGUUGAGUUCGACAAUCAUGAGACAGCUCUAGAUGCCUUGACCAAGAUGAAUGGCAAGAAAUUGUUCUCUAAGUGUAUUCGCGUCAGCUGGGCUACUACUCAAGGGGCAGCUAAGAAGGACACUUCAGGGCACUAUCAUGUUUUUGUCGGCGACCUAUCACCUGAUGUGAACGCUGACAUGCUCCGCACCUCUUUCUCGGAAUUCGGUGAAGUUACUGACUCUCGGGUCGUUUGCGAUGCAUCGAACGGCAAGUCGAGGGGUUUCGGCUUUGUGUCCUUUCCAACGAAGCAGGAAGCCCAAGCUGCUAUCGACCGUAUGAAUGGUCAAGUCAUAGGUCAGCGUCCGGUCCGCACUAACUGGGCAACUAGGAGAAUAAAUCAGCGUGAUGUGGGUGGCAAAGUUUUGAAUUUCGAAGAGGUAUCGCAGCAGUCCUCGCCAUACAACCUCACCGUCUACAUCGGUAAUCUCGUUAGUGGUGUAACAGAGGAUAUGAUUAGAAAUUUGUUCAGUUCGUAUGGUCCCAUAAUGGAGAUCCGGUUCUUCCCAGAAAAGGGCUACUCGUUCGUCAAAUAUGCAUCACAUGAACAAGCUGCCAUGGCCAUCUGUGGCAUGAACGGCUCUCAAGUCAGUGGCACUUCGAUCAAGUGCUCCUGGGGAAAGGAGCCUUCAGAGGCAGCAAUUCUUCUCCAGCAACAGCAGUACUUCCACUACUACUACAAUCAGUACUUGAACCCAUCCAACCCAAUGGUGAAUAUGCAGUACGGCCUUUAUCAAGCAGGUGCUGCUGCUCUGCCGUCUGCAGCCGCUGGUGCUGCAGCUGCUGGUCCUCCGUAUGGCAUGCUGCCCAUGUCUCCUAGCUAUCCAGCACAGGGUGCUAAUGGAAUGACGUUCCCGGCAGCGCAGGCACCAGCCCAGCAGUACAGCAACGCCCCUGGCAACGGUAUUGUACCCACUGCGGCCGUCGCUGUUGCCCGCGGUAUGGCUCAUCACUAAUGACUUAGUGCCUCUCUCUCUUUCAGUCUUCUCCUAUGCCGCCAUGUCCUGUGCCAUUGUAGGAAUUGUCUACUGGUUGAGAAAUGUCCCCGACUUGAAUUUGUCAACGUCUCCCCAAGUAGCCAGCUAUCCAUUUUGGAAGUACUGUUGACUGCUGCAUCGAUGUGUUGCUACCUAUCUAUCAGCUUGUGUGAUGAUGCUAGAUUGCUGUUCGAAUAGCCCCAAUGUACAUAGGUUUGCCGUCCGUCACCGUGUGCCAUCAACGCCUGCUCCUGGAAUAAUAGCUUUGAUGAGCUAUAUGGAUACACGGUGCGGCUUGAAGGACAACUCCCCUCCGUUAUUGUAUCAUAGUCAUCAUUGUCAUCAUCAAUAUCAAACUUGACCUGCACGCCCGCCACGUUGUUAGCGUUUGACCUGUCACCGAUAGUGAGUCGGGACACAAUCCUACAACCGGUCAGCCUGAGCCAGUGAGCAACAGCCUUCACUUUCUCUCUCCGUUACCAGCUCUCACACUUGUCAUCACCCUUGUCUACUGCACAGUGUUGUUGUUGUCGUCAUCGUUCUUGUAUCUUCUUUCCUAGUAGUUUUCUUCACCAGUAAUAUCAGGUAGCCACGGGCUUCCUGCCGCAGUGAUUGUCGUUGAGUCACAUGUGUCGCUCCGGACUGCAGGUGGCAAUUACAAUUACAGCUGUCAACUUUCUACCUGCCUCUCUUGGCUACUCGUCUAUUUCCAAUUUGUACCCGCUGUGUCUUCCAGCACCGAGCUCUGCCACCGAUUUGUCAACACUGUGCAGAGCGAUAGCAGUAAUGCUGUAGUUCAUCCCAGCGCCAAUCAGCGUGCUGGUGUCCGUGCAGUUCUGCAAGUAUUUGUGGCGUCCUGCAACGGCUCUUCUCCUUUGUGUCUUCCCUCCUGCAAACUAGCUUGCAUAUAUGUUCUUCUUAGGAAACGACUAAACCUACUUAAAAUUUACUUUUUAAAUUCGAAUUGUCCUCAGCGGAGCCACGGUGGCAUACUAGGUGACCACCUGCUUGAAGCUGGGGCGCUGCGCAAGCCUGUCAUUUGCUGAAAAUAGUCAGCAUGACAAUAAUUUUAACCCCUUGCGCUUCUCUUCCGUUUGCCCAAGAUCUCGAGAGAACAAAACUGUUGCAAACGGAUUUCUAUUUAGCGCCGCUGCUGCCGCCUGGCUGGUGUUUUGCCUGCCGCGACGGCGCGCUUGGCUGUACCAAUUUGUUCUCCCUCUCGUUGAGCUGCUAUGCUAUCAUCGGGACUGCAGAUGCGCGUAUGCGUCCAUUGCUGCCGCUAUUGUUGAUCAUGUGCCUGUGCUUUACGGCAUGGAUGUAUAUGCGUGUGUGUGUGUGUGCUCUUUCAAGCACUCUGUACGUUUGUACAUAUUGCCCUCUAGGUUUUCCGUUAGUACCAACAUCAUGCUUGGCAUGCCGCUCUGUGUACAGUUGCUAGAGCAGCAUUACAGGGAAAGGCCAGUACCAUCGGUCUCGCUCACCACCAUCAUUCCGUUUGCUGUACAUUAGCUUUGGCGCUGUGGCCAGCAGCCGCUACUGCACUAACAAUACGCUGCCCCCAUUUGGUAUCCCCGUUCCAUUUUUGCUUGCGUUAUUUCACAUUUCUUGCACACUAAUUUGUAGUUUUGCCAGGAUUUCUAGCUCAGUCCUAUGACGAAUGCGGGCGGCGCGGCCAGCUGAUUUUGCCGCAUCGUCGUCGUAUUGCGUCGUUCUCCAUCUCUAGGUCACCUUGUUUUCCUUUACAUUUUCUUAUCUUGACUUUGUAGUGCUUUCUCUUCUUGCGCAUAUUGUACAUAAUCAUCAUCAUCAUCAUCUUCUAGUCUUGCCAUUUGUCCAGUUUUUCUCAUACUUUCUCUAGUGCUUCUAGUAGUUUUUUCCUUGCUGCACCCCUAGCCCCUGUUUCUACUGCACUCCUUUCUCCAGUUGCAGUGUGCAGUUGUGUUUCAAUGCUGGUUUGGUUUAGCUUUGCAGUGCAGCGUAGUGUAGUUUGUGUGUAGGUGUAUGCGUGUGCAGUGUUCAAUGUUACUCGAAACAAAUGUUAUUCAAUGUUUA
Messenger RNA from Sycon ciliatum, 3414 nucleotides. RefSeq names its product nucleolysin TIAR-like. Gene Ontology annotation, molecular function: mRNA binding. The coding region runs from base 172 to 1341 and encodes 389 amino acids. The record is from RefSeq and is a predicted model, not a curated record. The transcript has 14 exons. Gene Ontology annotation, cellular component: nucleus. Lineage: Eukaryota; Metazoa; Porifera; Calcarea; Leucosolenida; Sycettidae.